This is a messenger RNA of Ricinus communis (castor bean), 1040 nucleotides long. Its product is annotated as two-component response regulator 24. Gene Ontology annotation, biological process: phosphorelay signal transduction system. The transcript is spliced from 3 exons. The record is from RefSeq and is a predicted model, not a curated record. The coding region runs from base 451 to 897 and encodes 148 amino acids. NCBI's taxonomy places the organism in Eukaryota, Viridiplantae, Streptophyta, Magnoliopsida, Malpighiales, Euphorbiaceae.
CAAGUAAUAAUGACCAGAAAAUGAGAAAGUGGUAUAUAUACAUGUAAUAACAGUGAACAAAAGAAACACAUGCAAAAGUGAAAAGAAAGAAAACAAAAGAAACACACGCAGCCGUUAAAGUGCACUACUAUUAUCCUUUUUCCUGCAAAAAAUUCAAAGAUUCCAUGGAAACUUCUUCAUUAUGGCAAUCAACAAAUGAGGAAAAAAAUCACAUCUUAUAGAUCUUGUGAUUCUUUAACACAAUCCAACUGAUACUUCUUUUCCAUAUCUUAACAAUUAUUGGGUAAGAGUAAGUUUUUUCUUUUCUUUUCUUUUCUAUAAACUCGUCAAAUUCUUGUCAUGGAAAUUACAGCAAUCAUUCCAUCGAUUUAUCCACUGAAAACCAUCCUCAUUGCUCGAUAUUGGUCCUGCAGAAUUCCUGCUAAGAAGGGUAUUUUUAGUUAUUAGUUUAUGGAGCUUGAAGCUAGGAAGAGAAACAAAAUGGUAACGACAACAGCAAGCAAAAACCAGAAAUCUCGAACAAAAAUGACUGCGCUCGUUGUGGAUGAUGAUACCACAAAUCGAAUAAUUCACCGGAGGCUUUUGCAAAAUCUUGGUAUAGAAAAUCAGGAGGUCAGGAAUGGGAAAGAAGCAAUUGAUAUCCAUUGCUCAGGCACAAAUUUUGACCUCAUUCUCAUGGACAUGGAUAUGCCUAUCAUGAAUGGUAUUGAGGCAACAAAGCAACUCCGGGCCAUGGGCAUACGUAGCACGAUUGCAGGCGUAUCAACAAGAACGAUGGAAGAAGAAGUACAAGAAUUUAUGGAAGCAGGACUGGAUGAUUAUCAAGAAAAGCCUUUGACAAGUGCUAAGCUCAUUUCCAUUCUCCAUAAGAUCAACCACAAUGCUUCACAUUCAUAGUCAUAUGGAAAAAGAAAGACUUAAUUAACUUUUGUCUUCAUUGUAUUUAGUUUUCUUCUUGAAUUAAUUUCUUUAGCUAGCUUGUGCAAGAUACAUGGUAAAGUUUUCCAAAUUUCAAUAACAUGGUCUUUUUCUUUUGUCAA